Messenger RNA from Gavialis gangeticus (Gharial), 3110 nucleotides. RefSeq names its product ring finger protein 128, E3 ubiquitin protein ligase (gene RNF128). The record is from RefSeq and is a predicted model, not a curated record. The transcript is spliced from 7 exons. Bases 497 to 1696 code for a protein of 399 amino acids. NCBI's taxonomy places the organism in Eukaryota, Metazoa, Chordata, Crocodylia, Gavialidae.
AUAUGUCUUUUUAAACUGAAUUUUCUCUUGCUCUAUUUUCUAUAUCUCUUUUUAACAAGCCUGCUUAUUUUGAUGUGAGAUACCUUGAAGGAAAGAAAAUCUUCUGACCUUUUGUAAAAGAUAUUUCAGAGGAAAUAGGAGCCUACUGAGUUGCUGUUGGACUGCAGUCACAGCUAGAAUCUGCAUGGAAAUGACAAGAGAGGGUGGACCUUAAGGAGCAGCAGAAGCACGGGACCAAAGGUUACAUACACUCUUCCAAGUGCUCGGGAGUCUGUGGUUUAUGUAACUAAAAGCAGGUGUGUUAUCUCCCCCUUCCCCAUAUGAGCCAGGUGUAAUAGAGCUGAUGCACUGAGGACUUCAUAGCCGUGGGUGGUGUCAGUUACCGACCUGGGACUGAAAUUUCAAACGACCAAGGGAGCCGGAGGACUCAUAAUGGCCAUCGGUAUUUGAAAAUAUCUACAAACAAUCUUACAUUUUAUGCUUAAAUGAAUAAGCAAUGAAGCAGAAGAAGUGCAGCCCUUCCCGUUUCCUGAUUUUUAUUACUAUUUUAUUUAAAGUUGUGGAGACUGUUCCAGCGAAUGCCUAUGUGAAUCUGUUCUACUUCAACCCUACGAACAACAGCACUGUGACUGACGAAUGUGAAUGUGGCCUGUAUGGAUUAAACUCUCCUCUGACUAGUGCUCAGGGACUGGUGGGCAUUCCUAAAUCUGCUAAUCUUCAAGCCUGCGAUUACAACACAGAGUUCACCGUCACAGAAACACCGUGGAUAGCACUGAUCGAAAGAGGCAAUUGCACUUUUGCAGAAAAGAUCAAAUUGGCAACCAGAAGGGGUGCUGAAGCUGCUGUGAUCUACAAUGCCCCAAACCGCGGCAGUUACACCGUCCCCAUGUCACACGUUGGGGCAGGAGACAUUGUUGCAAUCAUGAUUGGGAAUCUGAAAGGCACAGAAAUUUUACGCCGGAUUGAGAGUGGCCUACAAGUAUCUAUGGUUAUUGAAGUGGGGAAGAAACAAGGACCCUGGAUGAGCCACUAUUCCAUCUUCUUUGUCUCUGUGUCAUUUUUCAUUGUCACAGCAGCGACAGUGGGCUACUUCAUUUUCUAUUCUGCUCGAAGACUCAGGCUGGCAAGAGCUCAGAACAGGAGACAAAGACAACUAAAAGCAGAGGCCAAGAAAGCUAUUGGACGGCUACAACUGCGCACACUAAAGCAAGGGGACAAGGAAAUUGGUCCGGAUGGUGACAGCUGUGCAGUGUGCAUUGAAGCAUACAAGCCCAAUGAAGUAGUGCGUAUCUUAACUUGCAAUCAUCUCUUCCACAAGAACUGUAUUGACCCCUGGCUGCUAGAACACAGGACGUGUCCCAUGUGCAAGUGUGAUAUACUCAAAGCUUUGGGAAUUGAGCCAGACAUAGAAGAUGCAGUGGAGUCCAUCCAAGCCACAGCGUCGAAUGAAACGCCAACUAUCGCUUCAGUUAAUGAAGAGGAUAAUCGGAGUGAGACUGCCUCAUCUGGCUAUGCCUCAGUACAAGGAACAGAUGAACCAGCUCUAGAGGAGCACACCGCUACGGACAAUGGCAACCAUGACGACCUGCAUCUCAUCAACAAUGAUUCCCCGUCUCCAGCCGUGGAUGUCUUCCCACACCUUGAUAACCCCAGCUUUGAAGAAGAUGAAACACGUGAUCAUGAAAUCAGGUCCUAAACCUGAUCCAUCCAGCAACACAGUUGGACCCUCUGUAACAAACUGCCGGCCGUGGUCAUGCAUACAUCAGACAUACCAACAAAUUGGUAGACUACCACUGCAGCAAUGUUACCUUGGAAAUAUCAGGAAGAAAUAGGAGAGGGGUUUGUUUGCUUGUUUUGUUUGUUUUAACAACUCAUAAUUAUGUGGUUUGGAAUGCUUAACCUUCUGUUCAUUUAAACACGUUAUGUUCCACAUGGACCUUAGUUCUAGCGUUCUCCACAUGAGCUGUUUCAAGGGAACAGAUGAAGAAAAUAGUUAGAUUUUAACACUAAACCAAACCUGCCUAACAUGGCCAUGCUAUUACAGAGCAAAACUUCUGUUCAGGUUUUGAAAACCGAUGUCCUUUCUUUAAAAUAAGGAGAAGACUGUCUCAUCCUGUAGUAGCUGUUUCUUUUGGGAAUUGUUUGUUUUGUUGUUUGAGGUUCUUGGCUUCUAGAUUUAGUAUAAAAAUAGAAUUUUAUUACAACCAAAUUGAUUUUGAUCUGGAUGACUACUUGUUUAAACUGAUGCAGAUGUGUGUCUUAAAGCAAUGUCAAUAAUACCGAUGCACUAAAUGUAAGAGGACAAAAUUCAAGGAAAUGUCUGUCAGUGUGUUCUGCCUGUAAUAUCUUUUGGAAUAUAUUUAACCUAGUGGAGAUGAAAGGUAAAGAUUCUAAUCCAUCUGAGACACAUUCCUAAAAAUGUUUUCAAGGGCUUCAAAUGACCAGUUGCAUCUGAUUUGCAUAACAUUGUAAAGGGAACAAGUCUGGCUUUUUUUCUAGUUUGUAAAAUAGUGUAAGCAGAGUCUGAAAACUACCGCUGGGUCCAGGAGUUGUUUCCAUAGCUUCAACACCAGCAAUGUUUGCUAGUCCUGGUUUGGAGGAAGUCUGACGUCUGUCCACUGAGAUUGAAGGUCUACUGAAAGUGACCCAAUAAAAUAACAUAAGGCAACAGCUGGAAAAGGACGUAAGGGGUGCUUAGUGUAGCAAGCUGGUUAAAAUUGCAGUGACAGCUGAUGUGCUGUAAACAGAUAGAAAAUUAUUUCUGAUAAAGCUUUCUAACAUUUGUGGGGAGCUGGACUAGGGUGUUUGGGUGGAACACGGUGCCUUAAUUCAAAGUCUAGAGCCUUGUCCACCAAAGUUAACUAAAUGCAUCUUAAAAAUGCACUUUAUUUUGUUGUAAUUUGUGGUGGUGUUUCUGAUGUCAGUGCUAGUAGAAUUUACUCUAAAGAACAGCAAUAAUAAUGUAGUACUUUCAUUUGUUGAACCUACUGGGAGAAAACAAUGCAUUUUUCCUAUUUCUGUGCAGUGUAAUUUAAAAAUGUUGUAAAUAAUUCAUGAUUUGUACUGAAUUCCUUUGAAUAUGAAAUGUAAAUAAAAGUAUAUUCUACUGG